This is a messenger RNA of Pelobates fuscus (common spadefoot toad), 2547 nucleotides long. RefSeq names its product guanine monophosphate synthase (gene GMPS). Lineage: Eukaryota; Metazoa; Chordata; Amphibia; Anura; Pelobatidae. The record is from RefSeq and is a predicted model, not a curated record. Gene Ontology annotation, molecular function: ATP binding; GMP synthase activity; GMP synthase (glutamine-hydrolyzing) activity. The transcript has 16 exons. The coding region runs from base 136 to 2217 and encodes 693 amino acids. Gene Ontology annotation, biological process: GMP biosynthetic process. Gene Ontology annotation, cellular component: cytosol.
UGACAGGAGCAGGGGGCGGGGCGAACUGCGGAGCACUCACUCCCCAGCACCAUUCUCUCCGGCGCCAAAGCUGAGCUCUCACUGCACUGACUGCCCUCCCUCACUCGCAGCCCGCCGCCCACAGCACGGGCUCUCAUGGCGCUCUGUAACGGAGACUCCAAGCUGGAUAAAACAGAUGCAGAAGUAAAGGAUGGCCAGCAUCGCUACGAGGGAGCCAUCGUGAUUUUAGAUGCUGGAGCUCAGUAUGGCAAAGUCAUCGAUCGGCGCGUAAGGGAGUUCUUUGUGCAGUCCGAAAUAUUUCCACUAGAAACACCAGCUUUUGCCAUUCGAGAGCAUGGAUUCCGAGCAAUCAUCAUAUCUGGAGGACCAAAUUCUGUUUAUGCAGAGGAUGCACCUUGGUUUGACUCUGCAAUAUUUGCCAUUGGCAAACCUGUCCUUGGAAUAUGCUAUGGCAUGCAGAUGAUGAACAAAGUGUUUGGUGGCACUGUUCAUAAGAAGAAUGUGAGAGAAGAUGGGGUCUUCAAUAUCACUAUUGAUAAUACAUGUUCUCUGUUCCGGGGCCUGCAAAAAGAGGAAGUAGUGCUGCUGACCCAUGGAGACAGUGUAGAUAAAGUGGCUGAUGGCUUUAAAGUUGUUGCACAAUCUGGAAACAUAGUAGCCGGAAUAGCCAACGAAGCCAAAAAGCUUUACGGAGUGCAGUUCCACCCAGAGGUUGGCCUAACAGAAAAUGGCAAAGUAAUGUUAAAAAAUUUCUUGUAUGAUGUUGCUGGCUGUAGUGGGACCUUUACUGUACAAAACCGAGAAAUUGAAUGCAUUCGGGACAUUAAGGAAAAAGUUGGCUCUUCUAAAGUUCUGGUUUUGUUGAGUGGUGGAGUGGAUUCAACGGUAUGCACAGCUCUCCUGAACAAAGCCUUAAAUAAAGAUCAGGUCAUUGCUGUGCAUAUAGACAAUGGAUUCAUGCGGAAAAGGGAGAGUCAGUCAGUGGAGGAAGCUCUCAAAAAGCUGGGAAUCCAAGUCAAAGUUGUGAAUGCAGCACACUCUUUUUACAAUGGAACAACAACAUUGCCAAUAUCAGAUGAAGACCGGACACCACGUAAAAGAAUCAGUAAGACCCUUAACAUGACCACAAACCCUGAAGAGAAAAGAAAGAUUAUUGGGGACACCUUUGUAAAGAUUGCUAAUGAGGUUAUUGGUGAGCUGAACCUAAAGCCUGAAGAAGUCUUUCUCGCACAAGGGACAUUAAGGCCUGAUUUAAUAGAAAGUGCAUCUGCGCUUGUCAGUGUUAAAGCCGAAGUUAUUAAGACCCAUCACAAUGAUACCGAGCUCAUCAGAAAGCUGAGAGAAGAGGGUAAAGUAAUUGAGCCAUUGAAAGACUUUCAUAAAGAUGAAGUCAGAGUGUUGGGUAGAGAACUUGGUUUACCUGAAGAACUUGUCAGCAGACAUCCCUUCCCAGGUCCUGGACUAGCAAUCAGAGUGAUAUGCGCUGAGGAGCCUUACGUCUGUAAAGACUUUCCUGAAACCAAUAACAUAUUAAAAAUAAUUGCAGACUAUUCAGCAAGCGUUAAAAAGCCACAUACCCUUCUACAAAGAGUCAAAGCUUGUACAACUGAAGAGGACCAGGAGAAACUACUGCAAAUUACUAGUCUACAUUCACUGAAUGCCUUUUUGUUGCCUAUAAAAACUGUUGGAGUUCAGGGGGACUGUCGCUCUUAUAGUUAUGUGUGCGGAAUCUCCAGUAAAGAUGCUCCCCAUUGGGAAUCUCUAAUGUACCUGGCUCGUCUCAUACCACGCAUGUGUCAUAAUAUCAACAGAGUUGUUUUUGUGUUUGGGUCACCUGUCAAAGAGCCUCCUACUGAUGUUACUCCUACCUUUUUAACAACAGGAGUGCUUAGUACGUUGCGGCAAGCAGAUUUCGAGGCUCAUAAUAUUCUGAGAGAGUCUGGUUACGCCGGUAAAAUCAGCCAAAUGCCCAUCAUAUUAACACCUCUGCAUUUUGAUCGAGACCCUUUACAAAAACAACCUUCAUGUCAGAGAUCCGUAGUUAUCCGUACAUUUAUCACCAGUGACUUUAUGACCGGCGUUGCAGCAACCCCAGGCAAUGAGAUUCCAGAAGAGGUUGUGUUGAAAAUGGUCACUGAAAUUAAGAAGAUCCCUGGAAUAUCUCGAGUAAUGUAUGACUUGACAUCAAAGCCACCUGGAACUACUGAGUGGGAAUAAUAAACAUUUUCUUGUAAUCUGAUUUGAAAGUACUGUGUCCGGCUUCGAUAAUAUCAGAAACCAUUCCCAGUGUUGACAUGCAGUACUGUUGUUCAAUUGACUGGAGCUGCUACUGUACCUGACGUCUGAUUCCGUUCUCAGAGCCCAAACAUGCAGUAGAAGCGGUGGGGGAUACCUUAACGGGGCAGAGGAUUUGUACGGGUAUUUUAUCAUGGCAGCAUUGCCUGAGAGCAGACACACACUCAUCUUGCUUUGCCGUUUUGUCUUAAGGAUUCUGCCUGAUUUAAUCAGUUUUUUUUUUUUUUUUUUGUUUUUCUUGUUGCGGUCAUA